Messenger RNA from Erigeron canadensis, 1077 nucleotides. Its product is annotated as nudix hydrolase 9. The coding region runs from base 87 to 941 and encodes 284 amino acids. The transcript is spliced from 9 exons. Gene Ontology annotation, molecular function: GDP-mannose hydrolase activity. The record is from RefSeq and is a predicted model, not a curated record. NCBI's taxonomy places the organism in Eukaryota, Viridiplantae, Streptophyta, Magnoliopsida, Asterales, Asteraceae.
UAUUUGGGUAUAUAUGCCAUUGUCCCAACUUUUAAAAAAAAAAAGAUUUGAUUAAAACAGUGAAAGGGAGGUGGGGAAGAGUGAAGAUGGAGAAUGCAUAUAAGCUUCUACUUUCAUGCCCCUCUGGUCUCUCUCCUUCACAGGUAUCAGUGAAUUUUGAUGUGUCGUUUGAUAGAGUUCCGCAUCCUGACAUUGACUUAGAAAACUCCAUUGCUGAGAUAUGGGAGCAAAGGGUUCAAAAAAGCACAUCCUUGUUCAACGGGAAAAAGUUCCGGUAUGGAGGACACUAUGGCGUGGAGACUCAUGUAUGCCUUCACCUUGGUCUAACAGAUUAUAGGACUUUUGUGGGGACAAACUUAAAUCCUUUAUGGGAAAAGUUUAUUGUUCCAUCUGAAGAUGAUUGUGAGCAGUGUCAACACACAUCUAGUCCAUUGGGUAAUGGUGCAGUUGUGGAAACAUCUGACAAUAAAAUACUUGUGCUCCAAAGAAGUAAUAAUGUUGGAGAGUUUCCCGGAUAUCUUGUCUUUCCAGGUGGCCAUCCUGAGCCUGAAGAAGUUGGUAUCGUAUCACAUGAGUUUGAAAACGAGUUGCAGAACUCAGAGUUGACAAAUAGUAAAGUAUCCCAGGAGAUGUUUGAUAGCAUUGUCCGUGAAGUGGUCGAAGAAAUAGGAGUACAUGCAGUAACUUUGAGUGACCCAGUGUUCAUUGGUAUAUCCCGAAGGGUUUUGAAUGUCAGACCAACUGCUUUCUUCUUUAUCAAGUGCAAUCUUCUAUCAACAGAAAUUCAACAACUCUAUUCUAGUGCGCAAGAUGGCUAUGAGUCAACAAAACUCUAUACUAUUCAACCUAGUGAGUUGGAGAACAUGUCGUCCAGAAUGCCUGGUUGCCACCGAGGAGGAUUUGAACUUUACAAGUUGAUGUUAGAAGCUGGGAAGAAUUAAUGUCAACCGAAUAUAUUCAAGCUGACACUCCAGGUUACCCAUUGGGUUUAAAAGUGAUCAAAUAUUCAAGGUGCCGUUGUACUUUUAUUAAUGAUUGAAAUUAAAUACAAAGUGAAAAGUGGUUUGAUCGAUUGUU